Rubroshorea leprosula is the source of this 1636-nucleotide messenger RNA. Lineage: Eukaryota; Viridiplantae; Streptophyta; Magnoliopsida; Malvales; Dipterocarpaceae. The record is from the annotation of a GenBank genome assembly.
AAAGUUUUGAGUGUCCCAUAAACCAUCUACGUAGUACAAUUCUCCACCUCACAUCACAAGCGAAAUUCAGAGUUCAGAAACCAACCAAAGAACGGGCUUUGUCUCUCUCCUCCAAUGCAACCAAGAAAAGGAUAAGGAAAAACAAGAGAUGAAGAAAAGAUUGAUCAUCAAGGCAGCAGUAGUUCAACUUGCCAUGAUGUUGUGCAUUUGUCAAGCUAACAGCAGUCUUCACCCCCUGAUCUUGGUUCCUGGCAAUGGUGGGAACCAACUUGAAGCCCGGAUAACUGCCGGGUACAAGCCACUCAGCCCAUUUUGCAACCGUUGGUACCCAAUUUGCAAGGAUGAAGAAGGGUGGUUCAGGCUGUGGUUCGAUUCUAGCGUGCUGAUAGCUCCGUUCACCAAGUGCUUUGCUCAGCGUAUGAUGCUUUCUUAUGACCCUGUUCUGGAUGAUUACUUCAAUGCUCCUGGGGUGGAGACUAGAGUUCCUUUCUUUGGCUCUACCGAGUCGCUUCUCUACCUUGACCCCAAUCUCAAGCACAUAACGGCAUACAUGGCGCCUUUAGUGGAGUCUCUCGAGCAAAUCGGGUACGUCAAUGGCGAAACCCUCUUCGGAGCUCCGUAUGAUUUCCGAUACGGGUUAGCCGCCGAAGAGCAUCCAUCCCAUGUCGGGACCAAAUUCUUAAAAGACCUGAAGAAUUUGGUAGAAAAAGCAAGCGAUUCUAAUGGAGGGAAGCCGGUGAUUCUUCUCUCCCACAGCUUAGGAGGGCUGUUUGCGCUCCAACUUCUCAACCGGAAUCCACCCUCUUGGCGUCGGAAAUUCAUCAAACACUUUAUAGCCCUUUCCGCCCCGUGGGGCGGUACCAUAGAACAAAUGCGCACUUUCGCUUCCGGAAACACCCUCGGUGUACCGCUGGUGAAUUCUUUGCUGGUCAGAGGAGAACAAAGGAGCUCCGAAAGCAACCUCUGGCUACUCCCUUCUCCCAAACUCUUCGAUCGUCAAAAACCCCUCGUUAUCACUCCAAAUUCUUCUUAUUCAGCCCACGAGAUCGCACAAUUUCUCGCUGACAUUGGAUUUCCAGAGGGAGUUCACCCUUACAAAUCUCGAAUUUUGCCAUUGAUAGAAGAACUAAAAGCACCGGAGGUGCCUGUUACGUGCAUAACUGGGUGCGGCCUGAGAACUCCGGAGACUCUGUUCUAUGGGGAGACCGGGUUUGACCGGCAGCCGGAGGUUGUUUAUGGCGACGGAGAUGGAACGGUGAACUUGGAGAGCUUGUUGGCACUUGAAUCAUUGUGGGACGAGAGGAAAAAUCAAUCCCUCAAGGUGAUAAGAAUUCAGGGGAUUUCUCACAAAUCAAUACUCGAAGAUGAUACUGCAAUUGAUGAAAUAAUAGCAGAAAUUUCUGAAAUUAAUUCUUAUGCGAAAAAUAUUUGAUUGACUACUGACGCCGCUGUGCAGAGAAAGAAUUAUAAUUAUGGUUUUUUAUGGACGUCAGAGAGAAUUUUCGUUUGUUGCAUUUUGUGUCCGCUUAGGGGUAACGUUAUUUAUUCAGAAAAGUAUUUAUUAAAAAAUUUAAAAAAUAUUAUGUAGUCUAUGCUGUUGUAAAAUGUAUAACUUUAAUAAUUAGAUAGAAGGUUU